AUGGCGAGCGGUGAUCGCAAGCGUCCCGCAGAACAUGCAACUCGGUGUCCGACUCGAUUCACGGGGGCUCCACGCAGGCAGCCUGCACUGCCAAGUCUAGCUCGGGCUGGCCACGACCACGAACUUGACCGGGACAGCAUCUUGCUCCGGGCUUCUAGAAGCUACUACCCGGAAGGCGAAGGCGAGGGCGGAUGCAGUGAGUUUCCACCGCUGAUGCAGCGGAGAUCUUGGACGAGAGGAGUUCCAUACCGCGACGGUUUUAAUCACGCGAAACCUGCAGAUUCCACAGGGAACUGCUAUACACCUGCAACAAAGACAAUGCGAGUCCUCAAUAUGCCUCCGAAGAGACGUCCCAAGCCGGAGCUGUACGGACCCAUCGGUCCCAACGGUGAGCUGCAGUUCCCACCGCUGAAGCCGUGGGCGGAGAGAGAACAGGAACGUGUGGAGAAAUUGAGACUAGAACAGGAGAAGAAGAAAUUGCCGAAGGGACUGGUUCUUCUAGAAGACUUAGUGUCGGGUGCAUAUGAAAGAAGAAAAGCGGCGGCAGCAGAGGCGAAACGGCAGAGGAUAGAGAAGAGGAAACGUGAGAAAGAAGAAGCAGAACGUGCCGCCCAAGAAGCGCUCAAGAAACAUUUAGCGCGAUUGGAAUUCGAACUGCCACGCGACCCCGAUCAGCAGAAGGAGGAAAUGAUCAAACAGACAGAAAAGGAGCACUACAAAUAUAUACAUCCCAAGGACUUGGAGAGGAUACACUACUAUUUAACUGUUUCCUUAGUUGACAACCAUUUGCCGGAUUAUCCUCAAGAGUUGUACAAGCGAGCGAGGCAGCGGGUGGAGAAGCAGACGGCAGCAAUCAAGAAGAGACUGCUGACCCUCACGUACCAGGCGUGCGUGCGGCAAAGCGAAGCUGACAUCAGGCAGUUCUUCAUUAUAGCCAUGAAAAGAUGUCUCCUGGCGUACAUCCUUGAAGAUCCUGCUGAACGUGAAAGGCUUCGCAUCGCGUUCCUUCCCCCACUGUGGCCGGCUAUGGUGGUCCGCGCGCCGGUACCCUGGCAUACUGCCUUCGUCAGGUCGAAGCAGGCCAUGUCCUACCGCCACUACCAAGGGAACCCGGUGCUUAUUGAGUUGAGAAGAUUGUGGCAUGAGAGGUAUCAAAACGUUUUCAUCUGUGAUAUGAACAAAAUGCAAGAGGACCUAGAGUUCCCGCAGUAUCCCAACGAAUUCACGGAGCGGUUGACGAAGCUGUGUGCAGCGAUGCGCGCCGAACUAAUGGACAACUGGCUCAUCGAUGUGGCUGAUACCAUGAUCAAGAUGAGGAGCCACUGGCAGAUCUACGUCGCUAAGAGAAAGAGGGAGUCAACGUUUCAAGUGGAGCAGUUCUUCGGGUGCAUCCACGCCCUGAUGUCGAGACAAGUUCGAGAUUUAGUUGAAAGAAGUAUCAACCAUUUUGCAGAGUACUUUGCUUAUUACUGGGAUGGUAACACGUACGAUGGUGCAUACCAGGACUACCUAUUCAUCAAGCGUCCAUUACUCCGCAUAAAAGUGUCUGGAAAACCAGGCUCGACUAAUAUCACCUUCGAGCCGACCCUGGACCAAAUGAAGAUCCAAAUAGUGAAGUGGUUUCACACAAUCAUCAAUGUGAACUAUCAACUGCCAAGUGUGGACAGCAUCAUGUAUCCAGGUGUAUCCCGGCCUAGGCCGUACCUCAUGACGGUGUAUCCAGACGAGCAGUACAUGAUGGAUAUAAUAAAUCGGAGCAUCGAGCACUUCAGCGCCAACAGGCCGGGGCCCACCAGCUUCCUUACCAGCUACGAGCAGUACUACUACAUCCUGGACGGUACCGCUCACCAGCAGCUGAUGCAGUUCUUCGCUGAAGAACCACCGCCUUACCUUAAGGAUUUUUCAUCCCGCAUUUCCACGUAUGAGAACCUUCGUGACGAGGUGCUUUUCCUCCGCCGCGACAUCCCCCUCAACAUGGUGAUGCUGGACUGCGCCCCCAUCAACGACGCCAUGUGGACCAUAGUGGACGGUCUGCGGCAGCACAUCGUCGAUCACUUUAUUGGGAUCAACAGGAAAUGGAACAGAGCCAUCUGCAACGUGUAUGAGGAGAUGGCCGCGCGCGCAUCAGAAAGUCCGGAGACGACGGCGCAGCUGGUAGAGCUGCUGGGAUACAUCUCGGACUGCCGCGACUGCGCCAUGUUCGACCUGCGAGAGAAGACCAGGACCACCGCCGAGUACGUCCUCUUCCUCAUGCAGCACGCGCAUCUUAAUUUCGAAGACAUAAAUUUGAACACUCGCGUGUUCCUCUGGCCUUUGGAUAUGGAGGAAACAAUUGACCUCACGUUAAAAACUCUAAACACUAAGAAGACUAUGGCCGAAGACAAAUUACGCAGCCGCAAGACAAUCUUCGAAGAGAAAUUGAAGCGUCACGAGAAGGAAUUGGAGGUGUUCCGGAGGUUUGAUCCCCCGUUGCUGAACUUAGAUCUGUUGAAGGAAGUUGUAGGGAAGGUGGACGAGAUUUUCCACAAUUUGACGGAGGACAAGCACGAAGCGGAAGAUAUAAUAAACGAAGAGACUCUACUAGACCAGGAGGUGUCAGUGUACUUCAGCCUGCAGACCAUGCUGGCCAGCGUUGACCCAUUCCACAAGCUCUGGCACAGCGCCUUCGACUUUUAUGACGGAUACGAAAAAUGGUACCACGGUCCGUUUCUUGGAUUGGAUGCGGAGCAAAUAGCAGAGGAUGUGGAAGCGUGGUGGAAGUUGCUGUACAAGCUCGGCAAGCAGCUGUACGAGUAUCCUGGAGCGAAGCGCAUCGCCGACAUGGUGCGGAACAAGGUGGAGAAGUUCAAGGUUCUGCUGCCAGUACUCUGCGCCAUAUGCAAUAAGGGUAUGCGCGACCGUCACUGGGCGCAGAUCAGCGAACUAGUAGGAGUUGAGGUGGUGCACGGCCCGGAGACGACACUGGCCGACAUGGUGGAGCAGGGCGUCCAUGUGUACGGCGCGCAGCUGGAGGAGAUCGAGCAGUACGCCUCCAAGGAGUACGCGCUAGAGAAGUCGCUCAACAAGAUGAAGGACGAGUGGGUCGGAAUCAAAUUCGAAGUGGUAGCCUACAGAGACACCGGUGUGGGCAUCCUGACUGGUUUGGAUGAGGUUCAACAGCAGCUGGACGACCACAUCCUCAAGUCGCAGACGAUGCGAGGCUCGCCGUACGUGAAGGCGUUUGAGACGGAUAUGGCCGCCUGGGAGGAGAAAUUAAUCAGCAUGCAAGAUAUACUCGACCAGUGGCUUCAAUGCCAAGCAACAUGGAUGUAUCUGGAGCCGAUAUUCUCAUCGGAAGAUAUAAUGCGUCAAAUGCCAACGGAAGCGAGGAACUUCCGGGAUGUGGACAAGGAAUGGCGGACCAUCAUGACGGCUACCCAGAAGGACCCGAUGGUGCUGAGGGCCACAGACUUUCCGGGGCUGCUAAAGAAGCUGAAGUACAGCAACGCAUUGCUGGAUGAUAUACAGAGAGGAUUGAAUGACUAUUUGGAGAAGAAGAGGUUGUUCUUCCCGAGAUUCUUCUUCUUAUCCAAUGAUGAACUUCUUGAGAUUCUCUCUGAGACGAAAGACCCGAUGCGUGUACAGCCACAUCUAAAGAAGUGCUUUGAAGGAAUUUACACGCUGGAGUUCAAUGCUGCGAAGGAAAUCGUGGGAAUGGCUUCCGCUGAGGGCGAAGUCAUCAAACUGUCCAGCACCAUACAGCCGGCUGAUGCUAAGGGCAUGGUGGAACGGUGGCUACAGCAAUUGGAACAGCAGAUGAUUGUGAGUCUGCGAGAUGUGGCUACGGAGGCAGUUGGUGCAUAUCCGAGCAGCAAACGCGAGGAGUGGGUCCUUAUCUGGCCUGGGCAGGUCGUGCAGGCCGGCUCGUGCGUGCAGUAUACAGCAGAAGCUAUAGAAGCGAUCGAAACGAACAGUCUGCCUGCUCUGGUGGAGCGCAGCACGAAGCAGAUAACGGGGCUGGUGUACCUGGUGCAGGGCGAACUGGACCCUGGCAAUAGGAUCACGAUCGAAGCUCUCAUUGUUUUGGACGUACACGGUCGAUCAAUAUUGGAAGAGAUGGCCAACAAACACGUGUCCGAUAUUACGGACUUCAACUGGAUAUCGCAGCUGCGGUACUACCUGCGCGGCGACCGCAUCGUCUGUUCAAUGAUCACUACAGACGUGGACUACGGGUUCGAGUACCUGGGCAACACCGGCCGACUUGUAGCCACGCCGCUCACUGACAGAUGUUUCAGGACCCUCAUGAGUGCCUUAAAGCUGAAUUUGGGCGGUGCGCCGGAAGGUCCAGCCGGCACCGGUAAAACGGAAACCACUAAAGACCUCGCGAAAGCGGUCGCUAAGAAGUGUGUGGUCUUCAAUUGUUCAGACGGGUUGGAUUACAAAGCGCUUGGGAAAUUUUUCAAGGGUUUGGCUCAAUCUGGGGCAUGGGCAUGCUUUGACGAGUUCAACCGGAUAGACCUGGAAGUUCUCUCGGUGGUGGCCCAGCAGAUCCUCUCCAUCCAACUGGCGAUACUCCGCCGGGAAAAGCGGUUCGUGUUCGAAGGCACGGAGAUCAGCCUCAACCCGACCUGUUCCGUCUUCAUCACAAUGAAUCCAGGAUACGCAGGCCGUACCGAAUUGCCUGACAACCUAAAGGUACUGUUCCGUACUGUCGCUAUGAUGGUGCCUGACUACGCGAUGAUUGGCGAGAUCACGCUUUACUCCAACGGGUUCGUCAGCGCUGGACCACUGGCGCGUAAGAUAGUGCAAGCAUACAAGCUGUGCUCGGAGCAGCUGUCGUCGCAGAAUCAUUAUGACUACGGGAUGCGCGCGGUGAAGUCUGUCCUACUCGCCUCCGGAGCCCUAAAGAAGAACUAUCCGGAGAAGGACGAGGCUCAGCUCGUGCUACGGGCCAUCAUUGACGUCAACAUGCCCAAGUUCCUUUCCCAGGAUGUGCCUCUGUUCGCGGGUAUCUACUCGGACUUGUUUCCCGGCGUGGAGAUCCCCCAGCCGGAUCGGGCCGAGCUGCUGCGCUGCAUAGUCAAGGAUCUGGAGAAACGGAACCUCCAGCCCACGGAGUGGUACCUCGAGAAGAUCAUACAAAUCUAUGAAAUGAUGUUGGUCCGUCAUGGGUUCAUGGUCGUGGGUCCACCCAUGGGAGGCAAGACCCAGGCCUACCAGUCGCUGGCGGACUCCCUGCGCGCGCUGCAGCUCAUGAAACCUCCUCCAAGGCAUAAGGAGUUCGGAGCCGUGUACAGGAUCUUGAACCCGAAGGCAAUCACUAUGGGUCAACUGUACGGGUGCUUCGAUCCGGCCUCUCAUGAAUGGUCGGACGGCGUUCUGGCGAUCGCGUUCCGCGAGUACGCGAUGUCGAUGACUCGUGAUCGCAAGUGGAUCCUGUUCGACGGGCCCGUGGACGCGGUGUGGAUAGAGAACAUGAACACCGUACUCGACGACAACAAGAAGCUGUGCCUCAUGAGCGGGGAGAUCAUACAGAUGACAAAUAAAAUGAACUUAAUCUUCGAGCCGGCAGACUUGGAGUUCGCGUCUCCGGCGACGGUAUCGCGCUGCGGCAUGAUAUAUAUGGAGCCGGAACAACUAGGUUGGCGCGCCUUUCUCGCGUCGUACAACGCGCAUUUGAGCAAGAAGCUGAUUCCUGAGCAGUUCGAGCUCAUCCAAGAGCUGAUCGAUUGGCUGGUGCCACCGAUCUUCGAGUUCCUGCAGCUGCGGUGUCAGCAUUUCGUUCAUGUUGGAGAGAUACACCAGUUUUACUCGUUCACUCGUCUGUUCACGUGCCUGCUGGAAGGCGAGUCGCAGUUCAGCACGGUGUGGUUGCAGUGUACCUUCGUAUUCGCUCUCCUCUGGGGCCUCUGCGCGACCAUCAAUGGUGACAGUCGCAAACAAUUCGACACGUUCUUCCGUAAGUUACUCGACGGGAACAACUCAGCGUACCCGAAACCGAAGUCGUUCAAGCUCACCAAGAACCAGCUGUUCCAGGAUAAGGAUACGGUGUUCGAUUUCGUUUAUGAUAAGAGAAACAACGGCACCUGGAUACCUUGGAUGGAAUUGGAGAAGGAAGUGCCGCUGCCUGCUAACGCUAAGGUAAACGACCUUAUUAUCCUGACAAACGAGAACGCAUGCCUCCGCUUCUUUGUGGCGAAGAUGGUGAAGUCCAAGAUCCCCAUCCUCCUGGUGGGUCCCACCGGCACCGGGAAGUCCUCGUUAGUGCUCAAUUUCUUGCUGACACUGCCCAAGGAUAAGUACAUCACGAAUAACAUCAAUUUCUCUGCCAGGACCACCGCUAACCAGACCCAAGAUAUAAUCAUGUCUAAAGUUGAUAAGAGAAGGAAAGGCGUCUUUGGACCGUCGAUGGGAAAGAAGUGUGUGCUGUUUGUGGAUGACUUGAGCAUGCCUCAGAAGGAGCAGUGGGGUGCGCAGCCUCCGCUGGAGCUGCUGCGGCAGUGGAUCGACCACGGACACUGGUACGACCUCAAGGAGAUGGUGCGCCAGGAAGUAGUCGAUGUGUUAUUAGUGUCGGCGAUGCUGCCUCCUGGCGGUGGUUCUAACGUGAUCUCAUCCCGGCUGACUCGUCACAUGCUCCUCAUCACGCUGGAUUCCUUCGAAGACAACACACUGAACAAGAUAUUCGGCACCAUCAUGGACUGGCACUUCGCUAAGGGUUUUACUGAUAUCCUUAUGAGACAGACCAAGGCGGUGGUGUCAGCUACAAUGGAAGUGUACAAGACGGUUACCGUUCAAUUCCUGCCAACACCAAGCAAGUGCCACUACCUGUUCAACUUGCGCGACUUCGCGAGGGUCAUCAAGGGUAUACUGCUGGUGCCGUCCACACACAUGAAGGAGAUGAACAAGCUGGUGGCUCUGUGGGUGCAUGAAACAUACAGGGUGUUCUACGAUCGGCUUGUAGACGACGCUGACAGACUCAAAUUGUUCGACGUGGUGUACAAAGCGGUGUACGGCCACUUCCGCGUUCACAUGGACCAGGUGAUGACGGAACUCGGGUACGUUCCCGAGGGUGACAAGCUCGCCAACAAGCACGCCGCUAACAUAUUCUUCGGUAAUUACAUGGAGCCUGAUGCAGAUCCUAAGAUAUAUGAUCAGGUGACGGACUUGGACGAUAUGGCGGUAAAGAUGGAGUACUAUUUGGAGGAGUACAACGUGGUGUCCUCAUCACCGAUGUCCUUGGUCAUGUUCCGGUAUGCUCUCGAUCACAUAUCCAGGUGCACGCGUGUUUUACUGCAGGACAAUGGUAAUUUGCUACUGGUCGGUGUCGGCGGCAGCGGUAGAAGCAGUGCUGUAAAGCUGGCUGCCAGCAUACUGGAGAUGAAUGUUAUACAGAUCGAGAUAUCCCGCGUGUACGGUCAGAACGAGUGGCGGGAUGAUAUCAGGAAGAUGCUGAUGAAAGCCGGUAUCGUAGGGAAACCCAUCGUAUUCCUCUUCGCUGACAAUCAGAUAAUGUACGAGGGCAUGGUAGAAGACAUAAACAUGCUCCUAAACACUGGAGACAUCCCAAACUUGUAUGGAAUGGAUGAGAAGGUGGAGAUUCUCGACAAGAUGCAAGUAGCUGUCCGCGAGUCGGGCAAGAAAAUAGAGACAACUCCACUAGCGAUGUUCGGAUACUACGUGGAGCGUGUGAAAGCCAACCUUCGCAUCGUGAUGGCCAUGUCGCCCAUUGGUGACUCGUUCAGGAACCGACUCAGAAUGUUCCCUUCUCUUAUCAACUGUUGUACGAUAGAUUGGUUCACAGCGUGGCCCCCGGAGGCUUUAGAGCGUGUUGCGUCGAUGUUCAUCUCCAGGAUCGAGAGCGUCGACGAGGAGCUGUGCACCGCCUGCGUGGAGAUGUGUCAGCUGUUCCACAUGACUGUCGUACAGCUUAGCGACAGGUUUUAUUCUGAUCAAAAACGUAAGGUGUAUGUAACACCGACCAGUUACCUCGAGUUGAUCAAAGCAUUCCAGAUUCUGUACACCCUCAAGGUGGAGCAGAUCACCAAAGCCAGGAUCCGAUACGAAACAGGCCUGGAACAGCUGGACUUCGCGGCGGGGCAGGUGGCAGUUAUGCAGCAGAACCUGAUAGACCUGCAGCCGCAGCUCGUAGAGACAUCUGACAAGACCGAGAAACUGAUGAUCAAGAUCGAACAGGACACGGUUGUGGUUGAAAAACAAAAAGAGAUUGUUGGUGCAGAUGAAGCUCUAGCCAACGAAGCAGCGGCAGCAGCGCAAGCCAUCAAAGAUGACUGCGAGUCGGAUCUGGCGGAAGCAGUGCCAGCUUUGCAAGCGGCCUUGGAUGCACUCAACACGCUGAAGCCAGCUGAUAUCACCCUGGUCAAGUCGAUGAAGAACCCGCCAGCUGGCGUGAAGCUGGUCAUGGAAGCGGUGUGCGUGAUGAAGGGAAUCAAGGGUGAUAGGAAGAUGGAUGCUAAUGGUAAACCAUACGAGGACUUUUGGGGACCUUCGCAGAAGAUGCUCGGAGACAUGAAGUUCUUGGAGAGUCUGAAGAACUAUGACAAGGACAACAUAGCGCCAGCCAUCAUGAAGAAGAUCAGAGACAAAUACAUUCCCGACCGGGAAUUUGAUCCUGUGGUGAUAGCCAAGGUUUCAUCCGCCUGCGAGGGUCUCUGCCGCUGGGUUAGAGCUAUGGACGUGUACGACCGUGUGAUUAAAGUAGUAGCUCCGAAGAAAGCAGCGCUAGCGGAGGCCGAGGCCGAGUUGCAGAUGCAAAUGAACACCCUCAACGAGAAGCGAGCGCAACUGCAGGGUGUGCUCGACAAAUUGCAGGCAUUAAACGAUGAGUUUGCGGAAAUGACGCGAAAGAAGAAGGGUCUAGAAGACGAGAUCGAGCUGUGCUCGACGAAGCUGUCUCGAGCUGAACAGCUUAUCGGCGGACUGGGAGGUGAGAAGGCGCGCUGGACUGAACUCGCGCGGCAGUUGCAGGACCUACUGGACAACAUUAUAGGCGAUGUUUUGUUGUCAGCCGGCUUCAUUGCUUACUUGGGACCUUACACAGUUAACUACAGAAGAGAAAUUGUACAAAUGUGGAACACACGCGCCCGGGAACUUAAUAUUCCAUGCUCGGAGAUGUUCUCCCUGGUGUCGACCCUUGGCGAGCCGGUGGUGAUCCGCGCGUGGAACAUCGCUGGUCUCCCGGUCGACGCUUUCUCCAUCGAGAACGGGAUAAUAGUGGAGAAAUCGCGACGAUGGCCCCUGAUGAUCGAUCCACAAGAACAAGCGAAUAAAUGGGUAAAAAAUAUGGAACGUGAAAACCAACUGAAAGUUAUAAAGUUGAGCGACUCCAACUAUGUGCGGACACUGGAGAACGCGAUACAGAUGGGACUGCCCGUCAUACUCGAGAAUAUACGGGAACAACUCGACGCUGUUCUCGAGCCAGUGCUCUUGAGAAAUGUUUUCAGGUCGGGUGGCAUUGAUUGUUUGAAGCUUGGCGACAACAUUUUGGAGUACAAUAACAACUUCAGAUUCUAUAUCACAACAAGACUGAGCAACCCACACUAUUUACCAGAGAUUGCUGUUAAAGUAACGAUGCUGAACUUCAUGAUAACCCCACAAGGGUUGCAAGACCAGCUCCUGGGUAUCGUGGUAGCACAGGACCGGCCCGAGCUCGAGCUGAAGAAGAACCAGUUAAUCGUCGAGGGGGCGAACAACAAACGGACGCUCAAAGAGAUCGAGGACAAGAUUUUAGAGGUACUAUCGUCGGCCGGGAACAUUCUAGAAGAUGAAUCGGCCAAUCAGAUUCUGUCCUCGUCCAAAGUUCUAUCAUUAGAAAUCGAAGCUAAACAAGCAACCGCAGCUGUCACAGAGAAGGAGAUAGAUGAAGCGAGGCUGUUGUACGUCCCAGUGUCGAAGCAUAGCUCCGUGCUGUUCUUCUGCAUAUCAGACCUGGCUAAUAUUGAUCCUAUGUACCAGUAUUCGCUUAAUUGGUUUAUAAACCUGUACAAUCAGGCGAUCCAAACCUCACCCAAAAGCGAUGAUCUGGAUGUCCGUCUAUCCGGCUUAAAUGAUUAUUUCACAAAAAGCAUAUACGAGAACGUAUGCAGAAGUCUGUACGAGAAAGACAAGCUUAUCUUCUCGCUCGUUCUCACACUCGGGAUAUUGAGACCUCAGGGUAGAAUAGAUGACGAACUGGUGGCCUUCCUCCUCACGGGCGGGGUGGCCUUGGAGAACCCCUACGAGAACCCGGCCCCCGGCUGGCUCUCGGAGAAAUCUUGGUCGGAAAUCGUGAGGUCCAGCAAUCUCAACGGUUUGCGAGGCUUCAAAGAAAACUUCGAGAAGAACCUGAAGGCAUGGAAAGAUUUCUACGACCUGUCCGCACCGCAUGAGAAUCCUCUACCAGCGCCCUAUGAAGAUAUUAAGGGUAUACCAAAACUGAUCCUUUUCAGGUGCAUUCGCCCCGAUAAGCUGAUUCCCCUAGUGCAGCAGUACGUGGUUCAAGAGAUGGGUCGUACGUACAUCGAGCCUCCGCCGUUCGACCUGGAGAAGUCUUACAAUGACAGCAACUGUUGCUCGCCCCUCAUCUUCAUACUGUCCGCCGGCUUGGAUCCGAUGUCGGGGCUGGUUAAGUUCUCAACGGAGAAGAAGGUCGUCAGCUUUGAAACUAUAUCUCUGGGUCAGGGCCAGGGUCCAAUAGCAACGAACAUGAUAAACCAAGCGAUCGUGACCGGUGGCUGGGUGGUGCUGCAAAACUGCCACGUAAUGGAUUCCUGGAUGGGAGAGUUGGAGAGGAUUUGCGCUGAGGUGAUCGUACCUCAAGUCACACACCCGAAUUUCCGAUGUUGGCUCACGUCAUAUCCGAGUAGAGCUUUCCCAGUCACCGUAUUGCAGAAUGGUGUUAAAAUGACAAACGAAGCGCCAAAAGGUCUCAAGAACAAUAUCUACCGGUCGUACAUAUCAGAUCCAAUCUGCGACCCGGAGUUCUACAUCUCGUGUCCCCGCACUGAGGAGUGGCGGCGAUUGCUGUUCUCGCUGUGCUUCUUUCAUGCCGUCGUGCAAGAGCGGCGAGCCUUUGGACCCCUCGGCUGGAACAUUCAGUAUGAGUUUAAUGAGAGCGACCUGAGGAUCUGCAUCAUGCAAUUGCAGAUGUUCCUGACGGAGUACUCGGAGACUCCUCUGGACGCGCUCAACUACCUCGCAGGGGAGUGUAACUACGGCGGCCGCGUCACCGACGACAAGGACCGUCGGCUCAUACUGUCGCUGCUGUCCAUGUUCUACAACGAGGAUGUCACCGCCCAUCCAGAUUACUCUUUCUCCCCGAGCGGCGACUACCAUAUGCCAUCCAGCAUGGACUACAACUCCGUACUGGAGCACAUCCGAGCGCUGCCAAUGAUCGCCAAACCGGAGGUGUUUGGACUCCACGACAACGCUGACAUCACCAAAGAUAACAAGGAGACUGCGGCCUUACUGUUUGGGUGUCUGCUGACACAAACGUCGAUCGUGAGCGGUGGCGGUGGUGCCGACCGUGGCGAGGGUGGUGGCGUGGUGGAAUUAACGCGGGAAAUGUCCGGCCGGCUGCCGUCGCUGUUCGACGUGGUGCAGGUGUCACAACGAUACCCCGUGCAGUACUACAACAGCAUGAACACCGUUCUCAAACAGGAGUUGAUCCGCUACAAUCGGCUGAUAGCGGUAGUAAAGAGGACCCUGCACGGGGUCCACAUGGCUGCUCAGGGGCUGGCCAUCAUGAGCGCGGAACUGGAGCAGUGCAACAACGCCUUCGUCAAGGGCAUAGUCCCUGGAGUGUGGAUGUCCAAGUCAUAUCCAUCAAUGAAGCCGCUAGGGUCGUAUGUAGCUGAUUUAUUGUCCAGACUAAAGUUCCUACAAGAUUGGAUAGAUGAAGGACCGCCGGUAGUGUUUUGGAUAUCAGGAUUCUACUUCACCCAGUCGUUCUUAACCGGGGUGCUGCAGAAUUAUUCGCGGCACAACAAGAUUCCAAUAGAUCAGGUGCAGUUCGAGUUCGAAAUCACCAGUAUGGAGGCAGACUGCGAAGAGGAUCCUACCUUUGGGGUAUAUUGUAAGGGCUUGUUUCUAGAAGGUGCAAGAUGGAAUCGUGAUAAAAUGCAACUGGACGAAUCAUACCCAAAAAUAUUAUUUGACACCAUCCCUAUUAUAUGGUUUAAACCUGCCCUCAUAGCUAACUUCAACCCCCCACCCUGCUACUUCUGUCCGAUUUAUAAAACAAGUGAAAGAAAAGGCGUUCUGGCCACUACGGGCCAUUCAAGUAAUUUUGUUAUGUAUAUAACACUUCUGUCAGAUAUACCACAAAAGCAUUGGAUCAAUAGAGGGGUUGCAAGCUUGACACAGCUAGAUGAUUAGGUUUAAGAAAGAUUCAAGACUUCGGGUUCCCAUAAAUAUGAUAUAGACUGACUACCUGUCCCGGCAAACAUUGUUUUGCCAUAUAGAUUAAUAUUUCUAUUACAAAAUAGAGGUUGGUGGUAAAAGAGUAAAAAUUUAGGGUUAAUGUAUUUCUUAAUGGCAAAUCAUAAAAAAUAUAAGUUAUGAACUUGAGAUAACCUAUUCUCAGAUCUACUGAG
Messenger RNA from Achroia grisella, 12572 nucleotides. RefSeq names its product dynein axonemal heavy chain 3 (gene Dnah3). The coding region runs from base 1 to 12354 and encodes 4117 amino acids. Gene Ontology annotation, biological process: microtubule-based movement. Gene Ontology annotation, molecular function: ATP binding; minus-end-directed microtubule motor activity; ATP hydrolysis activity. The transcript is spliced from 71 exons. NCBI's taxonomy places the organism in Eukaryota, Metazoa, Arthropoda, Insecta, Lepidoptera, Pyralidae. The record is from RefSeq and is a predicted model, not a curated record. Gene Ontology annotation, cellular component: dynein complex.